Messenger RNA from Epinephelus lanceolatus (giant grouper), 3085 nucleotides. It is a transcript of the gene slc49a4, whose product is annotated as solute carrier family 49 member 4. Gene Ontology annotation, molecular function: transmembrane transporter activity. Lineage: Eukaryota; Metazoa; Chordata; Actinopteri; Perciformes; Serranidae. Gene Ontology annotation, biological process: transmembrane transport. Gene Ontology annotation, cellular component: membrane; intracellular membrane-bounded organelle. The record is from RefSeq and is a predicted model, not a curated record.
CAGAAACAGAGGCUGUCGGCAGUUUUUGUUUGUGUGGUCGACACGGAGGCGUCCAUUUGCCGUUAGAACCGGAUCUUUUACCAGGACCGACCGACAGAUAGCUGCUAUGGGUGCCGGCUCGAGCACCGAGGCCGAGAGGGAGCCGCUCCUCGUCCCGCCUCACGCGGAGCCCAGCAGCCCGCCAGUAAACAGCAGGGUGUACGGGAGAAGAUGGCUGGUUCUGACCCUGUUCUCCCUGCUGGGACUCAUGCAGGGGAUGGUGUGGAACUUCUGGGGCCCCAUCCAGAACUCGGCCGUCCACGCCUUCGGCUUCACCAAGUCGGACAUCGCGGUUCUGGUGCUGUGGGGCCCGGUGGGCUUCGUGCCGUGGCUGCUGUUCAUGUGGUUAAUGGAUAAGAAAGGUUUGCGGGCGUCCCUCCUCCUCUCGGCGCUCUUCAUGCUGCUCGGAGCGGCUCUGAGGAGCAUCCCACUGACAGAACAGCCUCUCAGACGAUGGUUGAUACACGGAGGUCAGUUUCUCAACGGUUUGGCCGGCCCGACCAUCAUGAGCGCCGGCCCCUUCCUCUCCACCACAUGGUUCGCCCCCGACCAGAGAGCCACCGCUACAGCCGUGGCGUCGCUCUUCUCCUACCUGGGGGGCGCUGCUUCAUUUGUAAUUGGACCUCUGGUAGUGCCGGCGCCCAACAACACCCUGACAGCCACCACGACGGCGGCAGCAGUUUCUGACACCUUUAUCCGAGACAGGAUCCAGCUGGUUAUGUAUGCAGAGUUGGCUGCCAUUGCUGUGCUUUUUGCAGCAGUCCUGCUCUAUUUCCCGUCUCGCCCACCGAUGCCUCCCAGUGUGGCUGCUGCAAGCCAGAGGCUCAGUUACAGGAGCAGCAUCUGCAGACUUCUCAGUAACCUGCGGUUCUUGAUGAUUGCGCUGGCCUACGCCGUCCCCACAGGAGUGAUCGCUGGCUGGUUUGGAGUCCUUGACAUGGUCCUCACACCAGCCAAAGUCAGCCAGGUGGACGCGGGUUGGAUCGGCUUCUGGUCGACUGUUGGUGGAUGUGUGUUUGGAGUGGCGAUGGCCAGGUUUGCAGACUCCAUUCGAGGGAUGCUGAAGCUGAUCCUGGUGCUGAUGCUGGCCGGAGCCUCGCUGUCCUCCACCUGGUUCACACUAACCUGCCUGAGCAGAGUCACUCACCUUCCCUCCACUGCAGCCAUCCUGUACACUUCCUGCAUCCUGGUGGGCAUCUUCAUCAACAGCAGUGUGCCAAUAUUCUUCGAGCUCUUCAUUGAGACCGUGUACCCAGUCCCUGAAGGCAUCACGUGUGGAGUGGUCACUUUCCUGGGGAACCUGUUCACCGGUCUGCUCCUCUUCUUCCUCACCUUUUACUGUAAAGAGCUGUCGUGGAUGAACUGGUGUCUCACCGGCUCCUGCCUCUUCAGCCUCGUCCUCAUCCUCUUCUUCAGGGAGUCUUACGACCGCCUCUACCUGGACGUCUUCGUGUCUGUGUGACACUGCUGAGGGGAAAAAACAUCUAAACAAAAAGGACUGAAUAAUUUUACUUGCACAUAAAAGAGGGGAAAAAGGAGACAAAGGGAAAGAGGAACUCAGAUGUGUAUAUAUCAGUAACCGUGGUGAUGGGAGCUGUCGUAUGGCUGCAGACGAGGACCAAGGAGUGAUUCUACACCCAUGUUUACUCUUUACACGUGAUCGACUCGGCUCCAUACGACUGUUGACACAUCGUCACCUGUUUUUAUAUGUGUGUUUAUUUGUUUGUAUGUAAACAAACGUUUGUGAACGGUUGAAUUUUGGUGACCAGGCGCGGCAUGAUGGACUGUUAGUACUUGUUGUUUACAGAUAAUGUUUAAAGUUCUCAGUGUCGCCCCCGUGUGGCCACUCAGCUUAAAGGUUCUGACUCCAGAUCAGCCCCAAACAAGGAAGUGAAGGGGCGGUAACAGGAUGGCUUCAUCGGCCAAUCAGCAAGCCCGGCUGUGCUGCGUCGGGGCCAAACAAAGGACCUUGUGGCGUUUUAGUGCCGCUCCCGACUGCAGGCUGCGACUCGCUGAGAGGCAAGUACUCACAUCAUGCUUCAUCGUCUCUCCAGAUGAAUAUAUGCAAAAAUUGUCUACCAAAUUAUCGACUGGACGCCGGCCGGAGACGUGAGCUGGAGAAAGCUCGUCGUCAUGAGAGAAGCUGAAACUGUGAAACCUUCACAUUUCAGAGUUCAGCCUGUUUAUGAUUAAUCGUGUCAAUUUACGGGAGAUUUGCUUUUAAUAUAACUGAAUAAUGUUUUCUACAGAUUUUUAAAGUUAGUUUUCGUCAGCAGUCUGCCAGUAUUUAUUGGAAAUGUCUCAACACUAACACAGCCAACGCCCCGUUUCACUGAAACAGGAUGUUUGGUGACGACUUCAGCCGCAGCUGAGGCGCGCUGAGGGAGAUUAUUUUACUACACAGACACGAGGAUUACGUUAGAGUUGCCAAGCAGUUCCUCCAAAGCACCAGCAGGUGUCUCUGCGCCAACAGAGGGUCUGCUGACACACACACAAAAAACUGAAGGGAAAAACAAAGGAAGCUCUUUUUUUAUUUCUUAUUUUGGAUUCCUUGACUGAUAAAACUGGAGCCGCUCCCGAUCUGGAGGGACACAACCUCAAAGAAACAAAUCAAGGAGAAAAGAAAAACAUCUGUCGCUUACAAAGUUUUUCUGCAACUUGUCGAUGACUCUUCUUUGUGUCUUUGUCUCGCAGCAGCUAUAAGAAGUGUUUUAAUGUCUUCUCUUCUGGGGUUCGGCGAGGCUCUGUAAUGUGUUUCCUGGUGCUUGUUAUUUUUAUUUUUUACUCUCCUUGUACAGAAAAGGUUGUCUCUUACCUACUGACGUGUUGCCUUAAUUGCCCAGUGCUGUGUGUUCAGCCUCCCUCUCCUCCACACUGUGACUGUUUUAUCUGUACAUACUGUUAAAGGUCACGUCCUUCUGUCCUGCAGCACACUCUCUGUGGUUUCCCGGGCUUCGGGUUAUAAAUGUCCUCGUUCUGUGGAAAGGAAAAAAUGUGACUGUUGAAUAUUUCCAGCACCUUAUUGAAAUAAACAUUUUAAGAUGAA